AUGCUGCCAGCACGCCUAACCAGCCGCUGCCUCCGCAGCAGCAGCAGCAGCACCCGCGCCUUCUCCACCGCCCGCGUCUCCCUCCGCGCCGACAACCCCAUCCCGGCCAACGACACCAAAGACCGCUCGACACCCUCGCCGGUCAGCAGCACCAAUGCCAUGCCCACGAGCAGCGAAGGCAACAUGGACAAGCCUCUGCAGGAAUCUGUGGCCGAGGGUGAAGAGCGCAGGACCAUGCAGGCGCCCAACAGGGAGGGAGUGUGGAGCCGUAGCCAGCAAGCCAGAGAAAAGGCCAUGGUGGGACCUAGAUUCGAGCAGAUGAUCAUGUAUGAUCAGCCUCGCCCGUUGGCGGCCAUCGAGCUCAUCCACAAACAGCCCGUCCGCUGGGUCAAGGAGAAGUCCGUCAAGUGCGACGGCGGCGGCGGUCCCCUCGGCCACCCUCGCAUCUUCAUCAACGUCGACAAGCCCCAAAUAUGCGGUUGCACCUACUGUGGUCUUCCCUACGCAAAGGAGUCCAACCGCAAGUACCUCGAGUCCCUGCCCUCGACACCUUACCCUCUCAAGCCCACUGGGGAUGAGGCAGAGGUUCCCUUUGGUUACCAGAGCAACACUGGCAAGCCUUUGGAACAGCGAUAG
Messenger RNA from Aureobasidium namibiae CBS 147.97, 636 nucleotides. RefSeq names its product NADH-ubiquinone oxidoreductase. The record is from RefSeq and is a predicted model, not a curated record. Gene Ontology annotation, biological process: mitochondrial electron transport, NADH to ubiquinone. Lineage: Eukaryota; Fungi; Ascomycota; Dothideomycetes; Dothideales; Saccotheciaceae. Bases 1 to 636 code for a protein of 211 amino acids. The transcript has 3 exons.